AUGGAAUCCAUCCCCGAGACCAUGUGGGCAGCCCAAAUCAGCCAAUUCGAUCAACCGUACACGAUCACUCGCGUCCCCGUCCCCCGCAUUCGACCCAACGAGCUGCUGGUCAAGAUCGAGGCCGCGGGAUACUGCCAUUCCGAUGCCCAAGUGUUGCACGGCGAGAUGCAGAGCGCACUUCCCAUGAUCCCCUCGCACGAGCCCGUCGGCGUGGUCGUCGCGACGGGCGAUGCGACCGGGGAUCGCUGGACGGUCGGCGAUCGUGUGGGGAUCUUGAACUUCAAAAAUGCCUGCGACCGACGUGCCGGUUGUCGCGCCGCCCGACGGCGAUGGCAUCGACUGGACCCACGGUUUUGCGAGCGUCGCGAGACGGCCGGAUUCCAGCACGACGGCGCCUUUGCGGAAUACGUGGCGGCCGACGCAGCCACAACCGUCGCCCUGCCGGACUCGGUCUCCUUUGAGCAGGGUGCGCCGUUGUUGUGUGCCGGAAUUCCUACGAGGACUUUCAGGUCUACGGCUACAAGAAUGGCUAACACUGGCACGAUCUACGCGACGCAGGCGACUGUCUGGGGUGCUUUGAUCAAGGCGCGGCCCUUCCUUCAACUGGGGGACACCGUAGGAAUCCUGGGAAUCGGAGGACUAGGCCAGUUGGGCGUGCAGUUUGCCAAAGCGCUGGGGUAUCGCACGGUGGCCAUCGACAAUCACGACGAGAGCCUGCAGCUAACGAGCCAGGCGCCCGCAUCCCUGCGACCCGAUCUGCUUGUGAAUUCCUCGCACGACCUAGCACGCGAUCAAAUCCUUGCCCACACGGACAAUGAAGGACUGGCGGCGGUGAUCAAUUGCUUCGACUCCCUGACCAUUAACGCCUGGAGCCUGGAGCUGCUGCGCGUCGGCGGUGUGGCGGUCUUGCUGGGACUGCCGGCACAGCGGUGGCAAUUCGACUCAUUUCCCAUCGUCUUCCGCGAGCUGGUGAUUCGAGGCAACUAUGUGGCCAGUUGUGAGGAGGUGGAGGAGAUGAUGCAGACGGUGCAUCGCCAUGGUAUUCGGUCGCAGCUGACGGUCGUCAGUCGGGCGGAGAUUCUGGGGGUCCCGGAGAGAUAUCGAUCGAAGGCAUUUCGAGGGCGAUUGGUGGUGAAGAUGCAGGGGGAAUAG
Molecule: messenger RNA, 1152 nt
Organism: Aspergillus affinis
Lineage: Eukaryota; Fungi; Ascomycota; Eurotiomycetes; Eurotiales; Aspergillaceae
Product: GroES-like protein
Exons: 3
Coding region: 1-1152 (383 amino acids)
Source: RefSeq, a predicted model, not a curated record